AUGGUGAAGUUUCGGAAUAUAGCGUGGAACAAGCCUAACGAAGGAUAUGGAAAAGUUGCUUUUGCGGUAUCGUUAUUUUUCAGUUGCUGUUCUGCUGGUUCGCUUUUCCCAACAUUUAUGCUUUGGACAGAAAAAUAUCAGAAGGAGCGUCGUCAGGCUGGUGUUAAAGAAUAUCUUCGGGAACUACAGCGCAAGCAGAAUAUGGCGAAAUAUGAGGAGCAAAAAAAACGUCUUGAUGAAGAUUAG
This is a messenger RNA of Thelazia callipaeda (thelaziosis nematode), 246 nucleotides long. The record is from the annotation of a GenBank genome assembly. NCBI's taxonomy places the organism in Eukaryota, Metazoa, Nematoda, Chromadorea, Rhabditida, Thelaziidae.